Messenger RNA from Cynoglossus semilaevis (tongue sole), 3633 nucleotides. Its product is annotated as syndecan-2. Bases 181 to 1014 code for a protein of 277 amino acids. The transcript is spliced from 5 exons. Gene Ontology annotation, cellular component: membrane; cell surface. The record is from RefSeq and is a predicted model, not a curated record. NCBI's taxonomy places the organism in Eukaryota, Metazoa, Chordata, Actinopteri, Pleuronectiformes, Cynoglossidae. Gene Ontology annotation, biological process: cell migration.
CAGUUUCACAUUACUGACUCCUCCGCACUGUCGACAUUUACCCGAGAAAAACACGGGUGAAAACGUGACCUGGACUAAGCCGAUACGACGCUACUUUUACUUCCACCAACAAUAGCUUACCUCUUCUACCAAUUUGUCGUCCUCUUCUUUUUUUAGACAAUCUUUAUUCUGGAAGUUAAAAUGAGAAAUCUGUGGUUGUUGUUUCUCGUCGGACUGGCGACAGGAUUUAUUGGUGAGAAAAAACUCUUGGUCUCCUCCCAGUCACCGCUGUCUGCAGCAGACGACCUGUACUUAGAGGGCCGCACAUCUGGGGACCUGCCUAUAGAUGAUGAGGAUGGUGACGAUGACGGCUCAGGCUCAGGCUCUGGAGACUAUGAUUUCGUCUAUGCAGACAAAGAAGAGUUAAUCAGGAGAAUCCUCAACUUCUCUCGAACCACAGUCUCCAAAGAACUGGAGCCAGCUCAGCCACAGCCAUCAGCACAAUCUCCCCACAUCCCAACAACCACAGCAGCUGACAGCCAUGUCCACAUAGUAACAGAAAAAACAAAACCUGAUGAAGACAACAGGGAGGAGAAGGUGCCAGAUGUUGUCCCAACAGCUGAGCGUUCCACAGAGCAUACGAGCACCACCUCUGCUGCCAGUGAAACCACCACAACCACAGUCAGCGUAGACAUCGGUGUAGUCAAAGAGCAUGAAGAGGACAACAGUUUGGACAGGUGGGACAUCACCACACCCGGCGAAAUUUUGAUCCAGGAGGAGAACAACGAAGUCUGGGGCAGAGACAAACGCAUAAAAAAUGCCGAAGAGGUCACGUCGGAAAACAUGUGGGAGAGGACAGAAGUUCUUGCAGCUGUGAUAGCAUGUGGAGUUGUGGGAUUCCUCUGUGCUGUUUUCCUGCUCCUACUUCUCGCCUACCGUAUGAAGAAGAAGGACGAAGGCAGCUAUGACCUUGGAGACACCAAACUGUCCACGACAGUUUAUCACAAAGCGCCCACCAAGGAGUUUUAUGCCUGAACCUCAUAACUGGGACUUAUCAUGGAUUCUGUCAUUUGCCAAAGGGCUGAGGAUCAGGAAACAUCAGAUUUCUUUUGAUGUGCAUUCCUGAAGACCAGCACCUGUACUCUUCUCAAUGUUCCUUAGAUUUACUUUUAUUUUUCUUCAUCAUUCCUAUGUUCAUCUUAUGCCAUCUUGAUGUUUUUCUUUCUUUAAAAGAAAACACAUUCAUAUCAUUCCAACCUGGUUUUGGAGCGAGACAUUAAUACUCAUCCUCAAUUUUAGAGACAAUAAUCUUCACUGCAGGAAUCGGUGGGUCUAUUUUAGGGAGGCGAUCAGCUUUAAUGUAAUAAUGACCUGGUGCCUUUAACUUGUUUAAAGUGAAGCAUGCCGGUUUUGACCUUUGACAAAUCCACUGUGCCUUUUAGCCUAACAGACAUUUGCAGCCAAGAAGAACAGCAGGAGUCUGUGAACCUAGGAUUCCUCAUAAUGGAUUUUCUGCGCUGUUGAAUAAAACUUUGUUACUAAGUAAUGGGAUAAUUCUAAGGAUUUGACAUUUAUUUGAGGGCAGACUGGUUUGACAGCUUUCUCUGUUACAUUUCAUUUUUCUGUUGCCUGUGCUGAAUUGAAGAUUUAAUGUCAUCAUGAAGAAUGAAUAUGUUUUUUUUUCCAUACGCUGUCCAGUAUUGAUAUGAGAUUUGUUACUCAUCGGGUACUUUGGUUUUUUUUUUGUUUGUUUGUUUGUUUGGUUGGUUUUUUUUUUUUGUAAUUUUUUUGACACGUAAACCUGGCCAAAUAUAAAUGUUCUCUAAUGGCUUUUGGUUAAAAAAAGACAUUUUUAGUACUUUUUAAAUGUGAUUGCAUAUUUGUAGGUUCUGUUUCCAGUUCCAUUUUUCUUUUUAAAUAUUGUGCAUUCACAAAGUGUCAUCCCUGAACAUUUAAACGCCUAACCAACAAUGAUAUUAUUUUGAAAAGAGUGCAGCGAAUGUAGGACAGGAUUGUUGAGAUACAAUAAAGAGCCAAAGUUAAAUUACUAUAAUCCAAAAACUGUAGACGUGACCAGUGUUGUCUGACAGAAGCCAAAACACAUUCCUGUUGACUACACAGCUGAAGUGAGACCCUGAAGCUUAAAGACGGUUCAUUGUUUCCUAUGGGUUUUUGAGACCAGCAGCCAAAAAGAAUCAAUAAAAAUAUAUACAUAUAUAUGUACAGUAUCCGCUUUCUUCGUAACUGUAACAUUUAGUGAGUCACGUAAUCUGUCAUGAUUGUAAAACUGUCUCGGUCUAUUUUUUUUAUAUGCUAAUGAAUGAUGCUGAGUAAUUGUUUAAAAAAUAUUUAGGGCUUUAAUAAAAUUAUUUCCACAUACUUGUUUUACUUAAAUGCAACCAGUAGAGAGAUUAUACUGUACAAAAUAAUAUUAAAUAUUCUGUUGUUUUUUUUCCAGUAUGGGGCUUGUGGAAUUCCAUUCAGCUAAUAAUUAUACAGUUUUAGAUUAAUGAUUUUUUGACUCUAGCCAUUAAUUUAAUGUGGACAAAUGUACUGUAAUUUUUUCCUGUUUUCUUAAAACUUAAAACUAAAUUCUUAAACUUAUAAAAAUCUUUAUCAAACUGCAUUUGACUUCAUUGGUAAGCUUAGUAGUGUAACUGAGUGAACGCGCAGUUUAUCUUCACUUUUCAUAUUAAUCUUUUUUUAAACAUUGUAAUGUUUAAAAUGAAACAUACAAUAUUUUCUUUACAUUUUAGUUUUUUAAUGUUACUUCCCUGAUUGAACAGUUUAUAUAACCUAGUAUGUGAUGCCACAUCUUUUUUUGCUUCUAAAUAUAAUAUUUUUAUCAUACAAAUUGCUUGAUCAUAAUAGAACUUGUUUUAGAAUAAUUCUAGACUAAGUGAAUGCAAAAUUAUAUGCAAACUACCUAUUGACUAUGGUCGGAAUAAAUGAUCCUAUAGCUAACCUUAUGUGACUUGUGCUAGUUGUUGGGCACUUGAUUCCUUGGUGCCUUACAGUUCAUUGUCCACACUGAUUCUCAGUAUUUGUUUUUUUUCUUUCUUUCUUUCUUGGACCUUUAAACUGUACAGAACCACAUCUUGAAUUCUGGGCUUCACUGCCUCAGUGGGAUCAGUUUACAGAAUUCUGAUUCUAAUCUGUAAAUGCUGGUAUUCAGAUCAGAAUCCAACAGGUGACCAAUGACUUGGGCAUUUUUUUUUCCUAAGAUCUCUUUAUGUUCAUAUGGUACGUUGACGAUACUCUAAUUUAUGUAUUAAUUUAUACGCGCUAAAACUAUAGUCUACGUUAGUGUGAUACUGAUUAGUUAACUGUACAAUCUUUACUUGUGGUUAACAUGUAUUUGUGCUUAUUGAUUAUGCCAUUUCUUUAUUGUUUGUUUUUAAAGCCUUUGAUUUAAUUCCAAAUAUUCUUCAAAAUAAAAAACACUUAAGGUACUAUAAUUUCAUUUUAAGUAAUGUAAGUCCACCAACGACAAUGGUCUUUUUCAGCCUAAUGAAAAAUCAAAAAAGCACUAACCAUUAAUCCAUUUGACACCAUUUUGUUAAACUGUGUACAAAAGGCAGCAAGAACAUAACUGUUGCUGAUAUUGUGCAUCUUCUGAGGUUCACUACUGAAUAAAAGAAACGUGGCUUUAAA